AUGAUGGUGAUGGUGAUGAUGAUGAUGGUGGUGAUGAUGGUGAUUAUGUUGAUGGUGGUGAUGAAGAUGAUGAUGAUGGUAAUUAUGUUGAGGGUGGAUAUUAUGUUGAUGAUGAUGGUAAUGAUGAUGAUGAUGGUGAUGAUGAUGAUGAUGAUGAUGAUGGUGAUGAUGGUGAUGAUCGUGGUGAUGAUGAUGAUGAUGGUGAUGAUGAUGAUGGUGAUGAUCGUGGUGAUGAUGAUGAUGAUGGUGAUGAUGAUGGUGAUGAUGAUGAUGAUGAUGAUGGUUGUGGUGAUGAUGAUGAUGGUGAUGAUGAUGAUGUUGAUGAUGAUGAUGAUGAUGAUGAUGAUGAUGAUGAUGAUGGUGGUGGUGGUGGUGGUUGAUGAUGAUGAUGAUGAUGAUGAUGAUGAUGAUGAUGAUGAUGAUGAUGAUGAUGAUGAUGGUGGGUUGGUGUUCCAGCCACAAAAUUAAACAAAGGUAAAAAACAGCAGGUUUAUUUAUUGGGUAUCAUUUUUAUUGACAAUUUGAUAACAGGCGUGUACAUACAGGUGUAGGAUCUUAAUCUGAUCACCCUGUUGGAGGAGAACCUCCCUGCAAUCCAGGAUAUUUAAAACUUGUAGUGUAUUUGAGGUUUAAAAAGACUUCUGAAGUUUGUAAUUUCCAUUUAGACAUUUUACACUUGAUUUUCCCUUUGUAUCAACCCCUACAAAAAUGUCCAUUAAUUAUAAUCCACAUAAUAAUUCACAUUUCCUGUUGCUGCAGGAUUAUUUUCCGGCUGUAGAAAACUGGCUAAAAUUCAGAUCCUACAUCUGUACAGAAAAUAGAGACAGUAGAUCACUCUGUAGCUCAAUUGGUAGAGCAUGGCGCUUGUAACGCCAGGGUAGUGGGUUCGAUCCCCGGGACCACCCAUACGUAAAAAUGUAUGCGCACAUGACUGUAAGUCGCUUUGGAUAAAAGCGUCUGCUAAAUGGCAUAUUAUUAUUAUAUUAUUACAUCUGUUAAAACAAAUAUGAGGCAGUUGGAAUGAUCAUAUUUAGGCAAAAUGUAUUAGAAAAACAGAGUACAGCAGAAAUACUGUGAACAUCAUGGGAUAUCAUUACGUGAUGUGUUAUUCAGUGACAGUGACGGAGGCAGAUCUGGUUGACACAUUUUUUAUAGUUAUUUCUCUGUUGCCAAGUAAUUAACACAACAAUGACAGGCACAUUUGAGCUUCUUAACUUCCUGCUGUGGUUUUGUGACAUGUUUCAUUUGAUAAUUUCAUGACUUCUGUUUCACCACAUGAGCGUCAUCAUACAAAUAAAUAUCUCUAUGAGUGUCUGUGCUUUCCCAGCACACCAUGGCAUUACUUCACAUCCUGGUUCAAACACACACUGUUGGCAUAUCGUUUGGUAUACUGACUAUUCAACUAACACUCUCUUCAAUGAGGUUUCCCAAUAAGACGUUCUGAUUUUGUUGCUAAAGUGCAGCUAAUACAGGAUUUCAGGUAUGUUUUGAUUAGUUCUGUUCAGUUAAUAAUUUGAUAACAUAAUAAGACUCAAUCAGGGAGAGAAUUCACAUCAAAGUGUUUUGAGUUUCAUGGUAAUUUAGUGGUCAUCUAUAUGUUUUGUUACCCUCUAGUUUUAAUGAUACUUUAUACCCUCUAGUUUUAAUGAUAUUUUAUACCCUCUUAGUGUCAAGUAGAAAGUGUGGAUUACAAAAAUAUCAUUUAAAGAGUAAAAGCAUCAAGUUGCAGGCUCUAAAGUAAUGUAUAAUGGGGUAAAUACUUUCUAUACUAUCCAUAUCAACUAAACAUAUCCUCUUGAUUCACUAGGACGUCAUGGACAUGACUCCCAUCCCCAGCUCUGGUAAUAAUAACCUGAAUGAUGCCAACACUUGUGGAGUGGACCUCAGCCAAGAUGCCAUAUACCUUCCUGUAGUCUACGGCAUCUUCUUCGUCAUUGGCACUCCCCUCAAUCUGAUGGCUCUGUUCGGGCUCUAUCGUCUGAUCAAGACUGAAAACGUCUUACCGGUGUACGUGAUCAACCUGCUCCUUUCAGAUCUCCUCCAACUGUUCACUCUACCUCUAUGGAUUGGACUACUAUAGCAGGGGUCACAGCUGGCGAUUCGGGUCCACUUCCUGCCAGUUUUCGGGGGUCAGUUUCUACGUCAGCAUUUACACCGGCAUUGCCUUCAUGUGCAUCAUCGCUUUGGAGCGCUACUUGGCCAUCGCCAAGCCUCGGAGAUUCCAAGCAUUGAGAAAGCUGAACUUUGCACGAUGGAUAGCCCUGAGCAUAUGGGUCGUGGUGGCCUUGCCUCUAUCCAUCGCCUUGCGUACAAUGCAACCCAACGACAAACACACCCUGUGUAUGGAGAGAUACCCUUCCAAGGAGGGCUUCAUCACCUACCGAUUGAUCACAUUAACCCUGUCCUUCGUCUGUCCCCUCUCCUUCAUCUUGUUCCUCCACCGGAAGACCCUGAGGUCUUUGUCGGCCAUUGGUGCCUUGGGAGCCGAAGAGAAGCAUCGCAUCAGGGGUUUUCUCAUCCUGCUGGUGGUCAUCUUCAUCCUGGUCCUCGGCCCCUACCAUGUCACAGGAUGUGUGAAGUACAUUGGAUUGCUUCUCCACGGUGACGCCUGUGAGUGGGAGAAGGCUGUGUUCGUGCCCUAUCAGCUGGGCAGGGGUCUGCUGAGCCUCAACAGUCUGCUGGAUCCUGUGCUUUACACGUUCCUGAGGAAUGACUUCAGGGCGGCUGCGGGCCAUUACCUGCCCUGCCUGAGGAGGAUGCAGGACUGUGAGUCAUCAGAGGACCACCACUAA
Messenger RNA from Coregonus sp. 'balchen', 2792 nucleotides. The record is from the annotation of a GenBank genome assembly. NCBI's taxonomy places the organism in Eukaryota, Metazoa, Chordata, Actinopteri, Salmoniformes, Salmonidae.